Molecule: messenger RNA, 2328 nt
Organism: Formica exsecta
Lineage: Eukaryota; Metazoa; Arthropoda; Insecta; Hymenoptera; Formicidae
Product: cytochrome b5-like
Exons: 2
Coding region: 332-724 (130 amino acids)
Cellular component (GO): intracellular membrane-bounded organelle; membrane
Molecular function (GO): heme binding
Source: RefSeq, a predicted model, not a curated record
AUGGUCAACAAGUUAGAUUCCACAGUGUUUAUGCAAGUGCGACUCGGUGCAGAAGCUCGUGGAGCGACAUCAUCGACAGCGGAGAUCAACUCAUAUCUGCCGAUAACGGUGUCUCGAUAACGCCUGAUUCCGUUCUUCCUCCAGAAAGGUCGAUUUUUAUCCGCGAGAGCGAAGCAAGUGGAGGUAUGUUCGAAGCGAUCAACGAAUUCUGUCCCGCGAACUCGCUUGGAGGACGAGCUCCUCCUCGCCGAGGGAUGAUUCGACACGACCGGUUCGUUUCAAGGGAAAGCCGAUUGUACGAAGAUAAAAUAGCACGAAACGUCAACGAGACAUGGCGAAAGAGAGGCAAUUCACGAGAAGCGAAAUCGAGCAGAAUGACGAGAAGGACACUGUACUGAUCAUCUUGCACGACAAAGUAUACAAUGUUUACAACUUCCUCAACGAGCAUCCCGGCGGCGAGGAAGUCCUGUUCGAUCACAAAGGCAAAGAUGGCUCCGAGGACUUUGACGAUGUCGGGCAUUCGAACGAUGCUAUGAUGCUGAUGAAGCAGUACCAGGUUGGCAUGCUCGUCGAAUCGGAUAGGACGAAUCAAUCGCCGAAGCAGGGCUGGGUGACGGGAUACGGCUUGAAAGAGACAGCUCACAUGGAGAGAUCCGGCAUACCCUUCUACUUGCUCAUAGGUGGAAUCGCGCUCGCAAUGACCAUAAUAUUUUAUUCUUUUUAAACAAUCGUCUUCGUUGGAUAAUUGUACGCAACGCGAGAAUGAUGUGAACGUGUGGAUAGUGUGAUAAAACGAUGCACAGAAUGUAGGAACAUUCUCACAUUAUUUUAAUGCCAUUAUGUUUUCGAGAAUACGUAUCUCUAACAAUAAGUAAUUAAUUUUGUUUUGAUGGGAGAGGUUUUAUUUUGUACACUUGUAUUUCUCAAAGCGGUUAAUGUUCGAAUGAUAAUUUCAAUAUACAAUAUAUACAAUAUUUAUAAAUGAAGGUAUAUAAUUAAUUACUAAAAAUAUGAAAGGACUAUCGAUUUUUGUAAAACAUUUUUUUAUUAAAAUUAGAACAUAUUCGCCAAUUUAUUGGAUUAACUUUAAUCAUCAAAUUAAACAUUUCCUUACGUAAAUUGCCAAGUUAAAACAAGUUUUAUCUGACGUCUUAUCGAACUAAUUUUUACUGCUGUGUAAGCAAGUUGCUUAAGUUAAAACAGUUUACUUUAUAUGCAAAUCGGACAAAUUAAAGAAACAGUCAUUAUAUAACAAUGAUAUGAUGAAUAAACAAUUAUAUACAAUGUCGACGCUGCAAUAAAAACGAAAAAACCAAACUGAUGGAAAAAAAGAGAGAGAAACAGAAAUAGGGAGAGUAUGUCAAGAGAAUAUGAGAAUAUGGAAUGUUCGACUCUCGAAAUUGGAGAAAAAUAUCGGGACAUAGCAAAGUAUAUAAUUAUAGAUAUCAGGAAACUUAUAUACGCACAAAUUGUUUUGAAAAAUUUCUGAAAACCAAAUAUAUAUAAAUUCUUUAUAUGAUUUUGAAUUUUCUAUAAAACUACAAAUUUAAUAUUUGAAGCAUUGAAAAAAUAUCAAUUUUAAUAAAAAAUGUAUAUAUAAAGAGCUAAAGAGAUAAUUUAGUGACUGUUGAGAAAAUAUUUGAUAACUCGUAUCAAUUCAAUAGAUAGCCUUAGAAAUCGUCUAUGCAGCCUUUUUUAAAGAAAUGUGUUAUCUAUGAAUCCAAGAUAAGAUUAUUGCUUUUAUCUUAAGUUUAUCUAAUUAAAAUGUAUCGACUUUGCUUCGUAUUUACUUUGUGGAUAACGAAAAAUAAGAAUUUAAUCUAUGCGUAUCGCAUGUUUCGCAUUAUUUAUAUCGCAUUUUACUUGUUAAUGAUAAAUAUCGUUAACAUUAUCAAUUUUCAAAUACAAUUUUUUUUUUAAACCUAAAUUUUUUUAAGCAUAAAUUUUCGUCACAAUAUGCUGUUCCACGCCGUAUGUUCACUGCUGGGUAUUUCUGUGAAUUAUUGCAAAACGAUACGCUAAAAAAUGAAAUCUGGAAAUUUUACAAUCCAGAGCGCACAUUCUUUUCUAUUUGAUUAUCCACAAGGGAAGAUACGAAUAAAUGAAUUGCGCGCAACAAUGAUAAAUAACUAAUUGAGAAAGUUAAAAAUAUUAAUGAAGAAGGAGAAAACCACGAGUCAGCUAGUGUUAACGGAAGCGUAAGAAUUUAACAACACAACAUCUGAAAUUAAGGAAAAACGAAAAACACGAGAUGAUCAAUAGAAUUCAUUCGAGAGUAAAUGAUACCUUUGCAAGUUGAUGAACAAACAUCAUCCUGCCGAAUUGUAC